AUCAUGUACUCUACUCUGUUUCACAAAGUCAACUCUGUCCUCAAAGGGUGGGACUAAGAACAUUUGUUAUGAAAGAUGUCAUUCGUUAGGGCUGCGAUGAUAAUUGCGUCAAAGGCAAGAGUACUGGACUUUGCGAGGGCUACAUCUCGUCUCAGCGGCGUCCAUGUGAGUCAGCCAAUGGUGAAAUGUUGUCCCCAGCCCCGGAUUCCUCACGCAGAAGGUCUCAGGGGAUACAGCAGCACCGCCGCGCAGUUGGAACCGGCGAUGCCCUCCUCAGCCGAUGAAGGAGUGAAGCUCAGCGCAUCAUGCGUAAAGCGGCUCAAGGAGAUCAUGGAGAAGGGAGAGUAUCUGAGGAUCCAUGUGGAAGGAGGGGGCUGUUCAGGGUUCCAGUACAAGUUCUCCGUCGACCAAAACAGGGAUGAGGAUGACAGGGUGUUUGAGCAGGACGGGGUGGGAGUCAUCGUGGACCAAGACAGCCUGGAGUUUGUGAAGGGGUCGACCCUGGACUAUACCAACGAGCUGAUCCGAGCCGCUUUCCAAAUGCAGAAGAAUCCACAGGCCGACCACGGCUGCUCAUGUGGCAGCUCCUUCUCCGUGAAGUUAUGAGACCAGAGAUUUGAAUACAGUGUUCACCAAGCAUACCCUUCACUUGGGCGCAUCCAACAGUACAGAUCCCAUACCGAUUGGCAACACUGGCCAAAGUAGAAUAUGUUGUUUAUUGAAGUUAAUAUUGAGUGUGAUAUUUUAUUAUGUAAAAUGUAUAAAAAUAAUUAUAUAUGAAAUAUAUUUAAAUACAUAUUAUCUUUUUCCUCCUAAAUACCA
This is a messenger RNA of Gadus morhua (Atlantic cod), 822 nucleotides long. It is a transcript of the gene isca2, whose product is annotated as iron-sulfur cluster assembly 2. Gene Ontology annotation, molecular function: 4 iron, 4 sulfur cluster binding; iron ion binding; 2 iron, 2 sulfur cluster binding. Lineage: Eukaryota; Metazoa; Chordata; Actinopteri; Gadiformes; Gadidae. Gene Ontology annotation, biological process: iron-sulfur cluster assembly. Bases 76 to 606 code for a protein of 176 amino acids. The transcript has 4 exons. The record is from RefSeq and is a predicted model, not a curated record. Gene Ontology annotation, cellular component: mitochondrion.